Molecule: messenger RNA, 2174 nt
Organism: Euleptes europaea (tarantolino)
Lineage: Eukaryota; Metazoa; Chordata; Lepidosauria; Squamata; Sphaerodactylidae
Gene: CPSF7
Product: cleavage and polyadenylation specific factor 7
Exons: 9
Coding region: 58-1452 (464 amino acids)
Biological process (GO): mRNA alternative polyadenylation
Cellular component (GO): mRNA cleavage and polyadenylation specificity factor complex
Molecular function (GO): mRNA binding
Source: RefSeq, a predicted model, not a curated record
UCUUUACCCCUAGCGCGACUCUUUCUCCCCGGUCCUCUCAGCGCCGCUCCUGAAAAUAUGUCGGAGGGAGUGGACCUCAUAGACAUCUACGCCGACGAAGAGUUCAAUCAGGACUCUGAAUUUAGUAAUGCUGACCAGAUGGAUCUGUAUGAUGAUGUGCUAGCUGCCAGUUCCCAACCUUCUGAAAGUUGCACUAGCAGCUCCGAGCCACCACCUGAAAGCCGCCAAGAACAAUCUCCCAAGCCGAACAGCAAAUCGCCUGCUAUCCUGUAUACCUACAGUGGACUACGUAAUAAGAGAGCUGCUGUUUAUGUGGGAAGCUUUUCCUGGUGGACAACUGACCAGCAGUUGACCCGAAUAAUCCGAUCGGUGGGUGUUUACGAUGUUGUGGAGCUCAAGUUUGCUGAGAAUAGAGCCAAUGGCCAGUCCAAAGGGUAUGCAGAAGUUGUGGUUGCCUCUGAAAAUUCUGUACACAAACUUCUGGAGCUGCUGCCAGGAAAAAUACUCAAUGGAGAUAAGGUGGAGGUGAAGUUGGCCACCCGGCAGAACCUUGCACAGUUUGAAGCACAGGCUCGAAAACGUGUGCCUCCGAGGGCUCACUCAAGGGAUUCUACAGACUCAAUAGAUGGUCGAGCCACUCCAACGGAGAACACGGUGCCACCACCACGGAUUGAAAAGCCUCCUUCUGUUUUGCCUUUCUUCAACCGCCCUCCUUCUGCUCUCCCACUCAUGGGGCUACCACCUCCUCCAAUCCCUCCACCUCCACCACUUUCCUCAAGUUUUGGAGUCCCACCUCCCCCACCAGGCAUCCACUACCAGCACCUAAUGCCCCCCCCUCCUCGACUCCCCCCUCACUUAACGGUGCCACCCCCAGGGGCAGUGCCACCUGCUCUGCACCUCAACCCAGCCUUCUUCCCCCCACCAAAUGCAGCAAUGGGCCCUCCGCCAGAUGCCUACAGUAAGGCCUCAGCCCCAUAUAACCACAGCAGCCGAGAAUUAGGCCCAUUGCCACCCCCUGUCAGUGAAGCUGAAUUUGAAGAAAUCAUGAACCGGAACCGAGCAAUUUCCAGCAGUGCCAUUUCCAAAGCUGUGUCCGGUGCCAGUGCAGGGGAUUUUAGUGAUGCCAUUGAGACUCUGCUUACUGCCAUCGUUGUGAUCAAGCAGUCCCGUGUAGCGAAUGAUGAGCGCUGCAGAGUCCUUGUCUCUUCACUCAAAGAUUGUCUCCAUGGCAUCAGAGCCAAGUCCUACAGUAUGGGCGGCAGCAGCAGUGGCAGUUCCUCCAGAAAAAGACAUAGGUCUCGGGACAGGUCACCCAGUCGAUCCCGUGAGAGCAGCAGGAGGCACCGAGAUGCAAUCCAUAAUGAAGAUCGGCAUGAGGACUAUUUUCAGGAAAGGAGCCGGGAGCAUGAGAGACACAGAGACAGGGACAGAGAAAGAGAUCGGCAUCACUGAGAGAUGGGAAAUCUUUCCAGGGAGCAUGGGAGGAAUUCAGUGUUUUAUGGACUCGUAUCUCCUGUCCUUAAUCAAGACGAAAGGAUGGAUGCUUCUCCGCCCUCUCCUUCCCACUUCCCAUUGACCCUUCUGGACCCCUUGGAAAGAGACUUUGCCUGCAGAACUCCAUCUGGCACACUGUGGCAUAGGGACCUGAGUUCUGCCAGUGUGAGUUGUGUGCUGCUGCUUCAUGGAGAAACACUGAAUGACUUGGAGUUUAGGAGGGGUUGUCUGAGCCACUGUGACUAGGGGCCACUUCAAUCCAUGGAUUCUUGGACCCAAAGAGAAUGGUGCUUUCCACAGAGGACUACCCACCUCUUUCCUUUCCAUGGCUUUCUAGGAGCACCUGGGGAGGAACCCAUCCAGCUUGUCUCCUGUAGGAAGAACUGUUGCUUCAGCACAGCACAAGAUGUCUGACUGUAGUCUCACUGGAGCUUGUGUCCACAGUCCACACUGCAUUGUCUUCUCAAGCUUCCAGUCUCCUCAAGUCUCAUCCUUUUUCCAAAGCAGCUUCAGUCUUGCUUCUCUAGCACCAUUGUACACAGCUUAGAAUACAGGUUUUUUUUUUAAAUGGGAGCGCAGGCUGGCUAUUGCUUCCAGUCACCCAUUGUUUGUUUCUCUUCUCUCUACCUUACUCCCAAGUCCAGUUUAAGUUUCUGAAAGCUACCAUCUCCAUUCUGCCU